UUUUUUUAUAUUGCCCCUUUCUUCUGUUUUUUUUCAUUAUUAUUGUUUCUUUUGUAUUAUACUUGAGUUCUCUGUUUUGGCAUCGUUUUUGAUACGAUGGUGCUCACUCGAUAUCAAGCACAACGUAAAAGCAACAGUCAAUUCACAAAAUCGGCGCAUGCCUCAUCGUGUGAAGCCAAACUCGUCAGCGAUCCGCCGUUACUCAAUAUCUCCCGAGGACAAACCACAGACGACGAAGCAACGAUCAAAAUCGAUAAUUUACUAGAUCAACUGGAUGAUUUCGAAUGCUCUACCCUCGAUGCUCUCAUGGCACGAUGGCCUUCCAUGUAUGCACGUUUAAAAGGCAUGCGACACCAUUUACCGCCACAAAAAGACGAUAAUAGACCUACAUUGGUACUCGAUUUGGACGAAACGUUGCUCUAUACGACUUAUCGAGACACCGAUACCACCCAGACGGAUGCUGACUAUGUGAUGUUUGCUAAAGAUGGAAGAAGUUGUCUCGCUGGAAUUUUACGGCCUGGAGUCACUCAGUUCUUGACUUGGGCUUCCAGCAUCUUCGAAGUCGUGGUAUGGACAGCCGGUGCCGACGAUUACGCACACAUGGUUCGUGAAUGUCUGGAUCCAGAAAGAAAACUGAUUACCCAUAUGCUCACUCGACGUUCCUGCAUCAGAAUGCGUUCGGCGGCAUCCGAAGAUGUCAUUUAUAUUAAAGAUCUGUGCGCCCUCGGACGUGAUCUUAGCAAAACCUUUUUGGUCGAUAAUACCCCACAUGCUGCCACACUGAAUCUUAGCAAUCUUAUACCCAUUGAAGCCUACUUGGGCAGCAGUUCAGAUAACGAAUUGGAAGGACUUCGUCGAUUUCUCGAAUCCAAACUCGUUCGUUUAACCGAUCGCAAAAAAGACAUGCGGAUCAUUCUUCACCGCCAAUUUAAUUUGAAACGUCGAUUGAGGGAGCGGGUGGAUUGCUGGAAAAGCGCGCAACAACAACAACAGCAACAACGAGCUGCACAACGAUCACGAACCAGUCCCACCUAAACGAAAAAAAGGCAUCUUUUUUUGUCGCACACAAGGGCAUGCCUUCCUCAAUUUGUACAUAGUCAAACCGCAAUAUUUUUCACUUGAACCACCCUUUCCAACCUCCCAUGACACUUUCAUGGGAUGUCGGCAAAAUUUUUGCUCCCCAACAACCCACCAUCUUACACGUUUACGAAUGGCAUUUCAUUCGCGGAAAAAAAAAGAAAAACUUUUUUAAAUAAAACGUCUCUUUGUCAAAGCAA
Radiomyces spectabilis is the source of this 1277-nucleotide messenger RNA. Its product is annotated as HAD-like domain-containing protein. The record is from RefSeq and is a predicted model, not a curated record. The coding region runs from base 97 to 1035 and encodes 312 amino acids. Lineage: Eukaryota; Fungi; Mucoromycota; Mucoromycetes; Mucorales; Radiomycetaceae. The transcript is spliced from 5 exons. Gene Ontology annotation, molecular function: phosphoprotein phosphatase activity.